Messenger RNA from Uranotaenia lowii, 6058 nucleotides. RefSeq names its product semaphorin-1A. Gene Ontology annotation, biological process: negative chemotaxis; semaphorin-plexin signaling pathway; negative regulation of axon extension involved in axon guidance. Gene Ontology annotation, molecular function: chemorepellent activity; semaphorin receptor binding. The record is from RefSeq and is a predicted model, not a curated record. The transcript is spliced from 10 exons. Bases 1680 to 4067 code for a protein of 795 amino acids. Lineage: Eukaryota; Metazoa; Arthropoda; Insecta; Diptera; Culicidae.
CCGAGUGAGCGUUUUAUGUGAGUUGAACGUGAUACGUUUUUGCGGUUUUUUGUUGGUAGAUGAGGCGCGAACGGUUCUUCCCGUGGCGUUUCCAGUUAAUUUUCUCCUAUUUUGAGUAAAACAAUAGAACUGUUAUCAGUCGGGAGCAUCGUGUGAUAACGGCUGAAUAUCAGGUGUUUGUUCAAGAUACAUGUAUUGAAAGUGCCUACGAUAUCGUUAACGAUCAUCAUAUAUUGGUGGCCAUGCUGUGAGCGAAGGUUUUGGGAUUGCAUUUGAUACAAAGAAUAGAACACAGUGGAAACGAAGGGAAAACACACAUGACCAUUUGGUUCUAAUUCCAUUUUGUUGAUGUUUAUCUUGCUAGCUUUCGAAGGAACAGAAUAGCGAGAAAUACGAAGGAAUAUAAAAGAUAAAGGAAAAAUAAUUCAAUGAAACGAAGCAGCGAAGAGAAUAUGCUUCAAAACGUGAUAAAUUGAUUUAAAACGGCGCGUUUACCUUUGGGCAAAAGUGAAUAAUAAAUGCAAAACGCAGGUUCGAGUUUUAUUUUCGCCUUUGAAUAGCGUGAAUAAUAGUGGCACUGUUGAGUGUUAUAUUUGCUUACUCCUGAAUGGAGAAAAAAAAACAUGCAAGCGGAAAGUUUAAAUUACCAGUAGAAAAAAGCGGCCUUUCGACGAAAAAUAAAUCCACGAAACGGUUUUGAUGAAUGCACGAGUGGUAAACAGCACUAUUUACAGUGAUUGUGCCUUCAAAAGUGACCAACGCAUGCAAUUUAAAUUCUAACUCAAAAAGAGUCAACCUUAUAGGCUAGUGUUUGCAAAAUAUAAGGUGACGAUCUUACUGUAAAGUGACAAUAUUUAAAAACACGAUUAAUAAACAUCUUGCAACAAUAAACGACGAAAUAGAAGGAGUUUUUUGGUAGUAUAAAUAAAACAUUUUCAUAGUACAGCAGAAGAUUUAGUAAAGAAGGCAGAUUUAUAGUUUUUGGAUAUCUCGAUCAUCGCGUUUAAGCUGCAUUACAAGAGCUGAAUGACGAUUACCCAACAAAAUUACAAAGAUAAAAACCGUGCAUUUUGGGGCCCCAACAUUUCUGUCGAUCGUCGUCUUCGAGUGCUGUCCGCGUCUCGAUGCUUUUUCGCUGCUCCUUCCUUUAAAGUACCAAUCACAAAGAAUCGGCGAAUUCGGCCGGAAGGAUUACGGAGUCGUGUCGAUCUGUUGAAAUCACAAAAAAAAAUACAACUCAAAUUAAGCAGCUGAUCCGGUGGAACUGCUACUACUACGAAAGGGCGUUUUUUAAUUAACUGUGAUCGGGUCAUGCGGCUACGGUUGACUCGAAAAGUGGCCUAUACCCCAGUGAUGCCUUCGGACAGCUUCGGAGGCUGCCGUUAAACCCACUGGAAAGCUUCCAACCCUUAGCGAGCUGUUUGCCAACUGAUGCAAUUAAUAAUUGCCUGCAAAAAAACACAACAUCUCGUACCGCGAACUACGUCUGAAAGAACAAAAAAUAGCAGAAAUGUUAAGCCAAGUGUGAUACCGGCUUAAGUUAGUGUGAGAGGUGUGGGUGUUGACGGGUUUAGUUGUUCAAAGUGUGUGUGCGUGUAGGAAGGAUAGUGCUAAUCGAACGACGACUGAAAACCUAAAACUACAGGGAAGUAGCGCAUAAGAACAAAAAAAAAACCAAAAUGGAAACCUGCAGCAGUAUCAACACACCAACUGUCGCAACGAGGCUGAGGCACCUGCAUUCGUAUCUCUUCGCCGUGCUAGCAGUGGUAGUCAGUUGCUGCCUAGAUAGGACAUGCAGUUGGACACCAGAUGUCUCGUCCAAGUCAUACAUUACAUACGAUACCACGAUACCGGCCUUUUUCGGUAACAGCACUGAUUACUUUAAGCUACUGGCGCAGGACGAGAACUCGAUAUUGAUUGGGGCGCGAAAUGCCCUGUACAACAUAAGCCUGGAGAGGUUGAUAGAAAAUCCCCGGCAACGGAUCAUGUGGACGUCGUCCGACGCCCACCGGGAGCUCUGUACGCUCAAGGGUAAACUGGACCAGGACUGCCAGAACUACAUUCGAGUGUACGCUCGGGUCAACGCAAACAGGAUCAUGAUUUGCGGGACCAAUUCGUACAAGCCGCUGUGCCGAUACUACAAUGUUCUUCCCAGCGAUGGUUCGAUCGCCUACGACAAUAACGAAAUGGAGGCCUCGGGACGGUGUCCGUACAAUCCACUGCACAACAGCACCUACGUGUAUUCUGACGGCCAACUCUACUCGGCAACGGUAGCGGACUUUUCUGGUGCCGACCCGCUUAUCUACCGAGAACCGUUGCGAACGGGACAGUACGACAACAAGCAGCUCAAUCAGCCAGCCUUCGUGAGUUCGGUUGAGCAUAACGGCUACGUGCUGUUCUUUUUCCGCGAGGUGGCGAUCGAGUAUAUGAACUGCGGCAAGUCGAUCUACUCUCGCGUGAGUCGAGUGUGCAAAAAUGACAAGGGAGGGCUACACCCGCUUAACGACCGGUGGACAUCAUUCCUCAAGGCCCGGCUCAAUUGUUCCAUCCCCGGGGAGUAUCCGUUCUACUUUGAUGAAAUCCAAUCCACGACGAACGCGAUCAGUGGCAUUUACGGAGGUGAUAACACUCAGAUAAUCUACGCAAUUAUGACAACGCCGGACAAUGCGAUCGGUGGAUCGGCCGUGUGUGCCUUCUCGAUACAAGACAUCCUGGACACUUUCGAGGGUCCGUUCAAAUCACAAAAGGACAUGCACUCCAAUUGGCUGCAGGUGCCUCAGAACCAAAUCCCGGAACCGAGGCCGGGCAAGUGCGUGGACGACAGUCGAACCCUACCGAAGGCUUCGAUCAACUUUGUGAAAAUGAACACACUUAUGGACCAAUCAGUAAAUUCGUUACACUCUCGGCCAAUCUUCACCAGAGUCAGCUUACUGUAUCGAUUGUCGGCCAUCGCCGUCGAUCCGCAGGUAAAAGCUUUGGAUGGAAACACAUAUGACGUGAUUUUUGUUGGCACCAACGAUGGAAAGGUGAUCAAGUUUGUCAAUAUAUUAUCAUCCAAUUCGACGGACGAAGUAAAAACGGUUGUGAUCAGUGAAACGCAGGCCUUCCCCGUGGGAACCAAAGUCAACGAAAUGACUAUAUCGAGAAAAAAUAAGAAACUGAUUGUUAUCAGCAACGGAAAGAUCAUCUCUCUUCCACUUAGCAACUGUAACGAACAUGAGUACAAAUCUUGCCGCAAGUGCUUAGAGCUGCAGGAUCCUUACUGCGCCUGGGAUGACGUUAACAGAGACUGCCGAGAGGUCGAAGAUGCCCAAGCGGUUGGUUUUUCAAUGGAUAAACUCUACCAAAGCUUGGACGGUGCCAGUGUCAACGAAAUAUGCAAGCGAUAUGAUCACCGACAGCACAAAACCGAAGAUAACGAUAUCUACACCCGGGUUGAUGGAUCCGGUUACGCUGAAAAAGAAAGGUCCAGUGACAGUAAGAACGUAGUCAUUAUUCAGACCAAGACGCGUGGAACAGUUUCUUCGGUUGGACCCAUCGACAUUGAUAACGAAAUCACAAUGACCUCAAUUGAGGGUAACGAGUUGACCAAUCGGAUCGGUGCCAAUCACUAUCACCACAAGACAGAUACCCUUGUGAAGGAGGAUCUCGCUUUCGCUUCGUCUGGUUGGAUGUUCUACAUCCUGCUGAUUGCGUUUUCGUUGAUCAUUGGCGUCGUGAUCGGUUUCGUAAUAUCGCGACAGUUUAACAAAAAUAAUCCCUUUCCCGGCAGCGAACACCGAAACCAGCUGAAUUGGCAUCCUACGAAACAAUUCAGCAUGCAGAACCGAACGAGCGGUGGGAAGGACGUUAAUCUGCUGAUGAACACCAACACCAAUCAGUACCAUACGCAGCAGCAGGCAAUUGUGCAACAGCUGCAGCAGCACCAUCAGAACAACAUGAAAGAUAACAUCGAUUUCGACUUCAAGGAUCGAAGUGUAGAGUGCAAGAACUCGACGGAAAACCUCGAAAAGGACAUCAGCAAAGGAAUGGGAACGCUUCAGAAGGUGAAAAAGACGUACAUUUGAUAACGCGACAGUUGAAGACAUUCAAGCCUUAGAAGAUUUUUUGGAGAAAAUCUAAUGUUGUUUGUUGUUGAUAUGCGAUAUGAUAGUGUAUAUAGAUUGUUCACAACUCAGAACUGAAACAGUCAAAACACGUGGCAAACGUUAAGUAAUUUUACCUUCGAGAGCGUAUAUUAGAAACAAUUCGGAGAGACUGUGUGCCUAGCACAUCUACAGCUAAAUCCUUAAUACCGUAGCCUUACAACACGUGCUGACUACUCACAAUAGUGCUGUGAGAGGCCUUCUUAUAAGAGAAACACAUGCAUGAAACACUAUUCUCGUAAUAUCACUAGCUCGUCGUGAACCUUGAAGAUGCACACGAACAUGAACCGAAACGUAGCAAAUGUGUUAUUGCAGAGAACAGUAGUUAGCAGUCGAUGCCUUACAACGGACCCACAACCCCGAAACAGAACCCAAUCAUUUAGUCGAGCAUUGAAGAAGAAUCGAUCAAACUUUCCAAUGUUGUUAGGAAAAGUUUUAUAACUUUGCGAUGCGUAGUUGGGCUCAAGUUUUGAACACAUGCUUUUUUGCAAUACAUACUUCGGUAUUUCAACAUAAGUGAAAGGUAAUGGAUUUUAAAUUUUUGUCGACAAUUGUUUUAAUUAAGGAGAAAUGAUCAUGGCUUAGUCGUUGUUAUUUAUACUUAGCAGUGCUCUGCAGUGUACAAAAUUUGAUCCCAUCAAAUGCGCAACCAUCCAACUUUCAUUACAUUAAUGACAUCCCAAUGCGAAUAGCCUCUUGUACCGUUUGAAAUAGGCGCUCAAGUUUAUGUUUUUCUACGUUCCAUGACAACACUCUAGAAGACUCUGGAGGAUAAUCCAUAAAUACAUGUAAAUACAGCUCAUUUCAACACUUGUCGCCUACACAUAACGUUUAGUACAAUUGCUCAAAUCGAAUCUCAUACGAAAAAUACUUCUCAAAAGUUACAUGCAAUUCUGUAAAGUUAAGAAACUUUUUUUUUAUUUUAUUUAAAGCUGUCAAGAUGAACAAAAAAAAUUAAGCAAUAAAUGUUGACAAAAUUCCAUCCAAACAAGAAAAAAGAUCAAGCUAUAAAUGUUUUAACAUACAUAUGAUAUUGUUGAUCGAUUUCGUAAGAAAGUAUAUAAACAAUGAAAAUGCGAAAAAAAUCAUCUUACUGAUUUUGUUUAUACCUGCAGAUUGUAUAUGAUUCGUAGGCUAUGUAAAGAAAAUAGAAAAUCGACAGACGUGAGAGGUCAGAUUUUUUAAUAUAUUUAUAUGCUUAGUUAAAUCAACAACGUGAAAUGUGAUAAAUUUGAGUAUUUUAUUUUUGUAUAAUUUUAAGUCGUAGUUAGGUUAUUUUAAUCAGUCUAGGAAUGUAUGUAGCAUGUAUGUAUGUAGAAAUUUGUAUAAAAAAUACAAAAAGCUUGAAACAGUAGUUAAAAUACUGCAUUGUUUAUUGAUUAAACAACAUCAUGUUGUCAAACUAGCCUGAUGAUGGGACAAAUGCAAAUUGGUUCACAUUUAGGAGAAACAUCAUUUUGUUUCUUGAAGGCAAAAUUGUUUGUUAUUUAAGCUUCUUUUACACCUCCAAUGAAAAUGAACGUUAUCUUAUUUUGCCAAUUUUUCAACAUAGCGGAAUAAAAAACUUUUUUGACAUGAUGAAAUCGAUGGAGGACCUGUUUUAAUGUGGACCUGUGUUUAGAUUUCGCAGAUUUUCACUGCGGAAAAUAAAAUAAGAACAGUUAAACAGAUAUUCAUCAGCGGAAACAUUUUAGAAUAACCUUUUAACAAUUUCAAAUCGAUUCUUAAAAAGAGUAACAAGGUCGCGGUGUUCAGUUGUUGACAAAAUAAGAUUUUCUACUUUCGCUUUCACUCGAGGUGUAAAAUAAGGCUAUUGGUUGGUAUGAAAAAUGCUGGACCUUGUAAAAAUGUUGCGACACCUGUAAAUAAUCGAUUUAAGUUAAUUAUACAGAGAAAUAAAACUUAUGAAAAAA